ACCAAAUUCAUUUCCUCGUUGACAAUGAUCACGAUGGACGAAUACCCCAUCAUUGUAGAGGGAAACUGGGAGUUUGAACACGUUAAAAGUUUGAAAAAUAAACUUCAGAUUCAUUUUCAGAGUAAAAAGAAAUCGCAGGGAGGAGACUGCGUUGUGAAAUAUAAUGACAAGAGCAACUCUGCUACGAUUCUGUUCAAAUCGUCUGACAGUAAGUGCUGAAAACAAAAGCAUUUUAUGUUAACAAAUAACAUAUUUUUUAUAGUAUUUAUUUUUUUAUUUAUCUAGUAAUGCAAUCAAUAUGUGGAGAGACACUUUAAAUACAAAUCGCGACAAACUCUCUCAAGAACACCGUGUCUAAACCAGACACGUUAAGCGACCGUUGCAAAUCAUUUAAACUUGGUGUCAGUAAUGUCAGGGAUUCGUCGUGUCCAGUUUAGACAGCAUUACUGACACAGGGGCGUCGCUAGGCCCUUUUUAGGGGGGCUUCAGCCGCAUCAAGCUGCAUCAAGUUCCGGCUCCUCCCCUGAUCUGAGUCUGCACGGAUUCAGCGCGUUUUUCAAUCCACAGGGGCGCCGAGCAGAGCGAACAUCAGAGAGUACAAGAUGGAUAUUCAACAUUUUUUUGUCGUGCGGGAGUAGGUCUGCAAAUGAGCAACAGUCAGGUGAGAAUAGAACAGACAGCCUCACACACACAAUACCACUGUAUUCCCAAGAUUCGUUGCAGUCAUUGAACCCUUAUGUUGUUUUAAUUUCCACGUACAUUUCAUAAGAAAAAGCUGUGGUAUCAUCAAAGGAUAAACAUGAAUGUCCUAAUACUGAAUCAGAAAGUCUUUAUUGUAAAAAUCUACAUUCCCAAUUCAAAAUUUUCCAGUGACUGGUCACAUCUAAAAAACUGUAUUAGUUUUUUUUUACAGUGUUGUAUAUGGCUCAGUCAGUACUCCUACUCCCAUAUAUGAAAUACAGGGAAUACAAUGGAAUAGUGGAUUGCAAUAAGUUCGAGAUGACGUGCUCUCAAAGGCAGAACACAUUAUUACCAUUGACAAUCAACAAAUCAAGCUGAAAGUGUACAAACCCAGCAAUGUAGAGGAACAGAUAGACAACACUGGACAACAACCGUUCCAGCGGAUGACGUAGGAUGUCGGAGAUGACAAAUGUGGAGAAAGACACGGCACGUUUUAUUAUGGAUGCAUGCACUUUAUUUGACAUCUUGUGGACUAUUGAAAAAAAAAAAAAAAAACAUCCACCAACUUCAUUUAUAAUGAAUUGAAGAGCAAGCAAGGACAAUUUUUUAUAUAACUCAGAAUGGAUUUGUCUGAAAAAAGAAGUCGUAUACACCUACACUAGGAUGUCUCGAGGAUUGCCCGGGGGUGUGGAUAUAAGGAACCAAUUCAAAGUGCCUCUCAGACUGAGUUGGAUGUGAAGAAGCCUCAAGAGUCAAGUGCUGUGGUCCUGGAGAACCUUCCCGAUGAUGUUAACCAAGACGUUUUGACUCUUUUGGUGGAGAACAUCAGCAGACUUCCUGAGAAUGACUUUAGCAUGGAAUUUAUACCAGAAUUAAGAAAAGCAGUUGUGACCUUUAAAAAUACCAAUGCUGCAGAACAUUUUCUUCAGGACAGCAGGACACAUGAAAAGUUCAAGAAGAAUAAUCUGAGAGCCCGUGCACUGGAGAGAAGCACAUGUGUGCGAGUGGAGGAUCUUCCAGCUGAGGCCAACAACAACAAGAUGCUGCUGGAACUGUAUUUUGAGAAAUGGGGCGGUGCAGUAGAGGACGUUAUCACAAUUCCAGCAGAACAAGCAGCCAUUAUUAUUUUUAAGGAGGAAGAAGUUAAAGAAAGAGUUUUAAAGCAAGACAAUAACAUCUGUAAUGUUCUAGUCAAGAUAUAUCCCUAUUUUAAAUCACUGGAUACAGUCUUGUAUGGUGGCAAGAGACCCCAUUUGAAGCUGCCUGAACCCAUUACAGUCAGUGUAGAUUCUGCCAUCAGAGAGUUCAUCCUCAAGAAAGGGCAGAUUUCCUCCAUUAAAGACCAGAUGAGCUCACACUUCUGCCAAAUAAACAUGGACAAACCUGAAGUCUUGCUCAGUCCUGAUCCAGCAUUACAGAAACAGAAAGGAAUUACCAGAAGACACAUUGAUUGCUGGAGUAAGAAUGCAAUUGAUGCCUUCAUGAAAAUCACCUCAAGCUACACAACAUCUGAGUGGUCCAUGUCACACGCCUUGUGGUCAAAAGUGGAAAGUGAUGUUAAGGAAUUAGUGAAAGAUCAAGUUUUCAUAGAUUUAGAUGCAUCUAAAGGGGUGCUGACACUGGCAGGAAUGGCCCAUGAGAUAAUUGGACUGAAAUCCAUAAUGGAGAAAAUUUUAGAGAGAGCAACAAACCAAAUAGAGAGAGAGCAGAACAGUGUGACAGAGAACGUGGAAAUUUCUCCUGCCAUGUACUCUCUGCUUGAACAAGAUGGCCUGAAAAGUGCUAAGGCUGUUUCUCCAGACCUGCACAUUGACUACAACAAAAAAAAUAACAGAUUCGAUUUAGCAGGUCUUCAUACAGAAAUUCUCACUUUCAAGAACUGGGUCCUUGAGAAGAAAAUAAAUAUGAAACAGAAGUUCUUACAGAUUGAUCGUUCAAUCCUGGAGUUCUUGAAAUCAGUGGACUGUGAUGAAAUGUCCAGAGAUCUCUUCAUAUCUCAUGGAAUAAUUGCUGUCUACACAAUCGCAAAUGAAGAUGUUGUUGUGAUUGGGAGCACUGAAAGAGCCCUUGCUGAGGCAGAGAAAAGGGCGAAUACAGUUCUCACAACUAAAGACCUCACCGUAGAAGAUCAGGGUGUCCUUCAAAUGCCAGCGUGGCAGGAUCUCAAAAAACAAUUGCAAGAAUUGUUCAAUACUUCCAAAAAGACAUCUGUCAUUAUAUAUUUAUCUAAACGGAGAGACAAAGUUAUGGUGACUGGAUUCAGAGAACCAGUGAUGGAGGUCAGUGAAAAUUUAAGAUGUUUCAUUGAGAAACACACUAGAAUUGAAGAAACUGUUAGUGUCAAAUCACAUGCAGCGGCUGUAUUCAUACAAGUUAAAAAGUCACAAGACUGGCAGCACCUUAUUAAAUCUGAUGAGGUGAAAGUCCUUUUUGAUUCAAAGAGACCCCGGAUCAAACUGUCUGGAGAGCGUACAUUUGUUCAGCCAGCUAUGACUCUGUUUAAAAAGUUGACAGAUGGUCUCUGCACGGACACACUGAUAAUUAAAAAGGCAGGAGCAAAGAAGUACUUCAUGGAGAAGGGUAAAAUGAUGCUCUCGAUGUGGUUGAAGGAAAAAAGAUUUGUGGUGGUUCUUCAGGAAGAUGACAUGCUGGAAGAGGAGGAAAAUGAAAUUACUGAAGGUAGUUUUUCAAAUAUUGGCCAGGUCUCUUGUGAGGUUAAAAUACCAGGUGGACUAACUGUUACUGUCAGGAAGGCAGACAUUUGCAAGAUCAGUGUUGAUGCUGUGGUCAAUGCUGCUAAUGGAGAUCUGAAGCACACUGGUGGUGUAGCUUUAGCACUUCUUCAAGCUGCUGGACCAAGUCUGCAGCAAAUCUGUGACCAACACAUAAAAGUAAAUGGGCCUUUGAAGCCUGGAGAUGCCUUCAUCACUGACGCUGGUCGUCUUCCCUGUAAAUAUGUGGUGCACGCUGUUGGACCUCGCUUCAGUGAUUCAGACAGACGUACCACUGUGCAACGCCUGAGACGUGCUGUGAGGGAAAGUCUGAACCAAGCGUCAAUGAAAAACUGCUCCUCUAUUGCAAUUCCAGUUAUUAGCUCAGGGAUAUUUGGUUGUCCUCUUGAUCUUUGCACUGAAUCGAUCGCUAUGGAGGUGUGUGACUACAUUGAUGAUCAUAACCGCAGAGCCUCCAAUAGCACAUUAACUAAGAUUCACUUGGUUGACAAUAAUGACAGAACUGUGAAUGCCAUGACUCAAGCUGUCAGAAAGGUGUUUGCUGCUUAUAACCCCGAAAUGACUUCCCCUCAAGCCAAACCCCAUGGGCAUAGUGACUAUGGCCAAGGCUAUCGUGGAAAUGGUCGUAGAAACUAUGGUCAAAUAGACCAAGAUGUUGAAGUUGUCAAAGUUCGUGAUAAUAGAGACUUUGAAGGCGAAGAACACAGGAGAAGAGAAGCUUCAAGCUAUGGUGGCAGACCAGAUAUAUCUGAAGGAUUGAGUAUUCUUGAGACCAAAACUACACAAGAGGGACUAAACAUCAUUCUGAGCAAAGGGAAUAUCCAGGAUGCAAGUGCCGAUGUCAUUGUAAACACUAUAUCGGAGGACUUGGACCUCAGUAAAGGUGCCGUCUCCAACGCUCUCCUCCAGACUGCUGGUCAUCAGCUCCAGUCAGAAAUCACCAGAGCUGCUCGCUCAAACAGUCUGAAUUAUGGUGAAAUGCUCAUCACAGAUGGUUAUAAACUGAAAUGUUCCAAGGUCUUCCAUGUUGUUUGUCCAUUUUGGCAUGGUGGACAAAACUCAGCAGAUAAGGUACUUAUUCAGAUCAUAAGAGAUUGCCUGAGAAAAGCGGAAACGCAAGGAAUGUCUUCAGUCGUCUUCCCGGCCAUUGGGACUGGGAAUCUUGGCUUUCCUAAAGAUUUGGUGGCCAGAAUAAUGCUGACAGAAGUCCAGAAAUCUAAUUUUACUAACCUUCAAGAGGUAACUGUGAUUGUACACCCUUCUGACAAGGAGAGUGUAGAGUGCUUUACUAGCAUCUUUAGACAUGGGAUUCAGGGUCCCUUCACAAAAGGAUCACAUCAACAUCUCAAGUCUAAAAUGAAUCUUUUUGCCAAAUCAACUUCUGGGGCUGCUGGCAAAGUCUCCUCUCCCUCUCUUGGAGUGCACAUUAUGCAGCUGGGUCAAGUGACUCUAGAUGUUUCAUCAGGAGACAUAACUAAAGAAAAAACUGAUGCCAUUGUCAACUCCUCAAAUCAGACAUUUUCUCUGAAAGCAGGAGUAUCCAAGGCCAUUUUAGAUGCUGCUGGGGUACAAGUUGAACUAGAAUGUUCACUGAUGGUGGGAUCGUCAAACAUGCAGCAGACAGAGAUUGUGACCUCAGCCGGGCAGCUUCCAUGUGGAAACAUCAUCCACGUUAUUGGACGUAAAAGUCCAUCUGAAAUUAAGGAUGUUGUUUUGUCUGUUCUGAAGUUAUGUGAGGCACGCAAACUUACUUCUGUUGCCUUCCCAGCUCUUGGCACUGGUCAGGGAGGUGCAAAACCAGCUGAUGUUGCAGAUGCAAUGGUUGAUGCAGUUGUCGACUUUGUAAAGAAAAAGAAACCGGUGCAUGUAAAGCUUGUGAAGUUUCUUAUAUUCCAGACGAACAUGGUGGCAGACUUCCACCAAAGCAUGAUCAGAAGAUCUGGUGAGAAAGUAGAGGAGGAUAAAGGUUUUCUGAACAAACUUAAAGACUUCUUCUGGUCCGGAAGUUCAGAUUCUCCUGCUAAUGAAGAGUUUGUAAUUGUUGGUGAAGUAAUGGAGCCAGCUGUAUUUCAGCUCUGUGGGGAGACACUAAAGGACUUAAGUGAAGCCAAGGACAUGAUCAACAGCAUGAUAUUACAGGAGCAUGUGAGCAUCCCAAUCCAUGAUCCAGCCAUUGCUCAUUUCACCAAAGAGGAUGGAGAAACACUGAACGCCAUGCAGAGGGAGCUCACAGUCAGUGUCCGGCUUGAGAAGAAAGGCCAAGACUCUGUCAUCACAUUGGAGGGUCUGACAAGAGACGUUCACACUGCAGACAGUCGUAUUCGAAACAUGAUCAGAAAGGUGGAAAGGAAUGAAAACCGAAGGCGUGAGGCCUUUUUCAUUAGCAGUGUGAUUCAAUGGCAAUAUCAGGAAAAUGGACGGAGCAAUAAAAACUUUGAUAUAUUGACCAAUUAUGACCUGGAACAGGGGUUUCAGAAGCAACAGCUUUCAGUGAAAAUCAAGAUUAAUAAUGUUGAAUAUGAAGCCGAUGUGUUUCGCAAAGUGGCCACAAGGGGGAGACUGAGGAUUGAACUGAACAGAGUAGAUCUGGAAGCUGCAGCUCAAAGAUCUUUGCCUUCACACUGGGAGGACAUGAAAGGACAGUCAGUUGUUCUUGUAAAACUCACAGCAGGCUCAACAGAAUAUGCAGAAGUGGAGAAAGAUUUCACAAGCACAGGACUAUCCAGUAACAGUAUCAUUACAAUUGAAAGAGUCCAAAACGUUGCACUUUGGAGAAAUUACAUGAUCAAAAAGGAGGAACUGGAAGACAAAAACAAACACACAAACAAUGAAAGGCGUCUCUUUCAUGGAACUGGCCCUGAUAAGACCGAUCAGAUCAACAAUCACGGCUUCAAUCGCAGCUUCGCUGGCAUGCAUGGAGCCAUGUAUGGGAAUGGAACAUAUUUUGCUGUGGACCCAAGUUACUCAGCCCGAGGUUACUCUAAACCUGAUGUCAACGGACACAAACGCAUGUACCUCGCCAGGGUUCUUGUUGGUGAUUUCACUCAAGGAAAACCAGGCCUUCCUGUUCCUCCUGCGAAGAGCUCCAGUAGUGCUGAUCUCUUUAACAGUGUGACUGAUAAAAUUAACAACCCAACCAUGUUUGUGAUCUUCAAUGAUGUACAGGCUUACCCAGAAUACCUGAUCACUUUCCAGUAAUGAUUAUGAGAUAAGUUUCUGUCAGCUAGGGUUUUUGUUAUUUUUGAUAUACUUGGAGGAAUUACAGAAUAAGUUUUUAGAAUAAUCUUUUCUGUUUAAACAUAUAUAUAUAUAUAUAUAUAUAUAUAUAUAUAUAUAUAUAUAUAUAUAUAUAUAUAUAUAUAUAUAUAUAUAUGUGUGUAGAUAUAUAUAUAUUUUUUUAUAAAUAUGAGAGAACCAUAAUCCUAUUUCCUACUUUAGGGGUUUAAUCUUAUAAUUCUCUUUUAACCUUAUAGGGUUGAUCAGCGAUGGGUUUUAUCCUGCUAAUUUAACAUAUUGAGUAAAAGCCUACUAAAAAAUGGGUUCAAGCUGAGCAUUUCUGCUUUACAGGGGAUUAAAGUCUGAUGAAACAUAAAACCAUUCUUUGAAACCUACUUCAAUAAACUUUUCUCUAUAAUGUUGCUGUUAACUGCUAUUAUGACAUUUUUUUGUGUGUGUGUGUUCAUGUAAAGAGUAUUUGAUAAAUAAAAAAUGUUUUCUUUACAAAA
Carassius gibelio (silver crucian carp) is the source of this 7138-nucleotide messenger RNA. Its product is annotated as protein mono-ADP-ribosyltransferase PARP14. The record is from RefSeq and is a predicted model, not a curated record. Bases 1536 to 6611 code for a protein of 1691 amino acids. Gene Ontology annotation, biological process: negative regulation of gene expression. NCBI's taxonomy places the organism in Eukaryota, Metazoa, Chordata, Actinopteri, Cypriniformes, Cyprinidae. The transcript has 20 exons. Gene Ontology annotation, molecular function: transcription corepressor activity; NAD+ poly-ADP-ribosyltransferase activity. Gene Ontology annotation, cellular component: cytoplasm; nucleus.